Molecule: messenger RNA, 1554 nt
Organism: Gastrolobium bilobum
Lineage: Eukaryota; Viridiplantae; Streptophyta; Magnoliopsida; Fabales; Fabaceae
Product: probable receptor-like protein kinase At5g18500
Exons: 7
Coding region: 1-1554 (517 amino acids)
Biological process (GO): protein phosphorylation
Molecular function (GO): ATP binding; protein kinase activity
Source: RefSeq, a predicted model, not a curated record
AUGAAGUUUACAACUUCAUGGUCUCUGGAGACAGGAUGCAGCCUUAAAAUUCAACUUUCACAUUUGUUGAAUGAUUCAUGUUGUCAAGAGGGAGGAGAAUGGCAUGAGCUCCUUCACAGUAAGUGCUGUGGAGUAGCAUUUGAUGCUUACCUCUAUGCACUGGGUCAGCGAGCAAAUCAAAUAGGGAAGGUUUACUUGGAUUCCACUGAGCAAAGAAAUUGUCUGUCUGGUAUAAAUAGUUUUGGUUGUGGAAUUGAGAACCUAACAAGUGGUGCUGGUGGAUGUUCUGACUUCUUGGUUGAUGAUGUUAUGAAUAAAUUAGGAAAUGAGCUUAGAAUUUUAGAAGAAAAUUGUCAACUUAUGACUUUAGGGAAUGAGUGGGAACAACAAUCAUGUCCUUCCUGCAUUAGGGCAUGGAAAAAUAUAGGAGGGGCAGAUUCCAAAAACACCAAAAUCAAAGGUGAAAAAAUUGAUUUUGAUGUCUGUAGAAUUGCUGUACUUGUGACAUUGAUAAGCAGCAAAAUUGAAAAUGAGAUGUAUGUUCACACAAUUGUUGAGUGCUCUUCUCUUCUUGACCAUCAACGCCUUUAUGUUGAAUUAGUAACAUUUGGAGACAUGUUAAAGAAAACUGCUUGUCCAAGAGUUUCUAUCAAGGAAGUGUAUGCUGCCACUAAACAUCUGAAUGAAAUGAAUAUCAUUGGGGAAGGAAGUGCAGGUAAGGUCUAUAAAGGCAAAAUGACAAGUAAUCAGCAUGUUGCAGUAAAGCACAUAAUCAAUGAUGAUGGAAAUAUGGAUACUUUUGUGAGAGAAGUUACAAGUUUAUCUCAUGUCAGACACCCAAAUCUUGUUGCUUUGCUGGGUUACUGUGUUAAGGGAGAUGAAUGUUUUCUUGUCUAUGAACUAUGUCCCAAUGGGAGUCUCUCUGAGUGGCUAUUUGGCAAGAACAAAGUGCUGUCAUGGAUACAGAGGCUAGAAAUUGCAAUUGAUAGUGCUCGAGGUCUUUGGUUUCUACACACAUAUCCAGGAGGCUGCAUAGUUCACCGUGAUAUCAAGCCAACAAAUAUUCUUCUUGGGUCUAAAUUUGAGGCAAAGCUAUCAGAUUUUGGACUGUCUAAAGUUAUUGAGGUGGGUGAAACGUAUGUUAGCUCAGAAGUGAGAGGAACUUUUGGAUAUGUUGAUCCUGAGUACCAAAGCAACCACCAUGUGAAUUCAUCUGGUGAUGUUUACAGCUUUGGCAUGGUACUUCUACAAAUACUCUCGGGAAAAAGGGUAUUAAAUUUGAAACUGAGGAAACCAAUGUCACUGAAUAAAAUGGCAAAAGUACUCACCAGAGGUGGCAGCAUAACAGAAUUUGCUGAUCCUAAACUUCAAGGGGAGUACUCAGAGGAAGCAUUUGAUUUUACACUUCAGUUGGCUCUAUCAUGCACAGCCCUUAACCAACAACGUCCAUCCAUGGAGCAGGUUGUCAAAAGACUAGAAGAGGCCUUAUUAAUUUCAAAAGGGAGGAUGGUUUCUACUACAGAAACUCCAGCAGACAAUAAAUCUAUUCCAUAG